CCUUAUCCACAUCUCCUGUGUACUAGGAACACCUCCACUGGUGAUCAGCCUUUGCCUGUGUUUGUCUUGUGGAGAAGCAGCAGCACCUUUUCAGGAGUGGGUUUUUUAUUCAACAAGAAGUCCUGAAGGUUUUGGAUGCGGUGCUUCGGGGAUGUGGGCACUUUGAGAGCAGCAUCACCCACAAACACAAACAACUGCCAUCGAUUUUUCUGUGAAUAGCACAAAAAAAAAAAAAAAAGAAAAAGGAAAAAAGAAAGAGGAACAAUAGCAACACAAAAAAAAAAAAAAUCUGAACAAUUCACUUUUCCAGUCUGUGGAUACCGCUUUAACUAAGUACAGCACUUUGAGAAUUGUUCACAUCGGACGGACUGAAGAGGGAGGCAAGACCUGUGGACCGGGUUUUCCCUCGCAAGUCUGAAUCGGCUCUCGCUACUUAUCCCGUGAACAAAAAAACAAACAACCAACAACCCUAAAGGAUAACGCGCUUGGACGUCUAUUCCCCUAAUUUCGCAGGAGGCUCUUUUUCACGCAAAUUGUCCCAAAUGUUUGGAAUUCAGGAAACUAUACCGCGAGGCGGGACGACGAUGAAGGAGGAACCGCUCGGUGGACUGAACUCGGUCCGCUCCUGGAUGCACACAGCUGGGGUGGUGGAUGCAAACACAGCCGCCCAAAGCGGUGUCGGCUUGGCACGGGCACAUUAUGAAAAGCAGCCCCCUUCCAACCUCAGAAAAUCCAAUUUUUUCCAUUUCGUGCUGGCGCUGUAUGACAGACAGGGUCAGCCCGUGGAGAUCGAAAGGACAGCUUUUGUGGACUUUGUGGAGAAAGACAAAGAACCAACCAGUGAAAAAACUAACAAUGGGAUACAUUACAAACUACAGUUAUUGUACAGCAAUGGCGUCCGAACAGAACAGGAUCUUUACAUUCGGCUAAUCGAUUCCAUGACGAAGCAGGCCAUAAUUUAUGAGGGUCAAGACAAGAAUCCAGAAAUGUGCAGAGUUCUUCUUACCCAUGAAAUUAUGUGCAGCCGAUGCUGUGACAAGAAAAGCUGUGGAAACAGGAACGAGACCCCAUCAGACCCUGUGAUCAUUGACAGAUUCUUCCUCAAGUUCUUCCUCAAGUGCAAUCAGAACUGUCUGAAGAAUGCAGGGAAUCCCCGAGACAUGCGCAGAUUCCAGGUUGUCGUAUCGACGACCGUCAAUGUGGACGGCCAUGUCCUGGCUGUUUCUGACAACAUGUUCGUACACAACAAUUCCAAGCAUGGGCGAAGGGCCCGCAGACUCGACCCUUCAGAAGCAGCCACCCCGUGCAUCAAGGCUAUCAGCCCAAGUGAGGGAUGGACCACUGGAGGAGCCACUGUCAUCAUCAUAGGGGACAACUUCUUUGACGGCCUACAAGUCGUGUUCGGCACCAUGCUCGUAUGGAGUGAGCUGAUAACUCCACACGCCAUCCGUGUCCAGACUCCACCUCGGCACAUCCCCGGAGUUGUGGAAGUCACGCUGUCCUACAAGUCAAAGCAGUUCUGCAAAGGUGCCCCUGGGAGAUUCGUCUAUACUGCCCUAAAUGAGCCGACCAUCGACUAUGGUUUCCAGAGGCUGCAGAAGGUCAUCCCCAGACACCCCGGCGAUCCCGAGAGGUUACCAAAGGAGGUGCUACUGAAGAGGGCGGCUGAUCUCGUUGAAGCCCUGUAUGGAAUGCCCCACAACAAUCAGGAGAUCAUUCUGAAGAGGGCAGCUGACAUCGCCGAGGCCCUGUACAGCGUUCCCCGCAACCACAACCAGAUCCCCUCUCUCGCUAACACAGCCUCCCACGGCAUGAUGGGAGUCAACUCCUUCAGCAGCCAGCUAGCAGUCAAUGUGUCUGAGUCACAAGGGAAUGACCAAGUGGGCUACAGCCGGAACACCAGCAGUGUGUCCCCCCGGGGCUACAUCUCCAGCAGCACCCCGCAGCAGUCGGGCUACAACUCCGUCAGCAACAGCAUGAAUGGCUACGGCAACGCCGGUAUGAACCUGGGAGUGCCAAGCUCCCCUGGGUUCCUCAACGGAUCCUCUGCCAACUCCCCAUAUGGAAUUAAACAAAAGAGCGCCUUCGCCCCUGUGGUCCGACCCCAGGCCUCCCCACCCCCCUCCUGCACCAGCGCCAACGGCAACGGACUGCAAGGUGAGCCCCCCUCACCCCCUCAUCCCUUCCCCACGGACUACUGGUCAGAUACCGCUGCUCAGGCCUCUGUCCGGUUUGCCAUGUCCGGCCUGGUUGUCCCUCCAAUGUAAAUGCACUUUCAUCAUCUCAAGCACCAGUCUACACAUUACCACUUCACAGGAGCACACAGCAAAAACGCUGGUGUAAUGUAUAG
This is a messenger RNA of Cyclopterus lumpus (lumpfish), 2350 nucleotides long. It is a transcript of the gene ebf3b, whose product is annotated as transcription factor COE3. Bases 543 to 2267 code for a protein of 574 amino acids. The transcript has 16 exons. Lineage: Eukaryota; Metazoa; Chordata; Actinopteri; Perciformes; Cyclopteridae. Gene Ontology annotation, molecular function: DNA-binding transcription factor activity, RNA polymerase II-specific; RNA polymerase II cis-regulatory region sequence-specific DNA binding. Gene Ontology annotation, biological process: regulation of transcription by RNA polymerase II. The record is from RefSeq and is a predicted model, not a curated record.